Odontomachus brunneus is the source of this 1202-nucleotide messenger RNA. Its product is annotated as odorant receptor 67c-like. Lineage: Eukaryota; Metazoa; Arthropoda; Insecta; Hymenoptera; Formicidae. Gene Ontology annotation, biological process: detection of chemical stimulus involved in sensory perception of smell; sensory perception of smell. The coding region runs from base 1 to 1191 and encodes 396 amino acids. The record is from RefSeq and is a predicted model, not a curated record. Gene Ontology annotation, cellular component: plasma membrane. The transcript has 9 exons. Gene Ontology annotation, molecular function: olfactory receptor activity; odorant binding.
AUGAUCUCUUUCGACUUGCAGCAGCAUUUUAACGUCAACCGGCUCCUUUUGCUAGGUAUUGGCUUAUGGCCUUAUUGGCAAACGAAGCUUGCUCGGAUUCAGAUAAUCUUAAUUUCUGGUAUCCUAACAAGCUUUAUUUUAUUACAGUUCGCAACGUUCAUAACUGCAAAAUGUACUCUGGACCUUGUCAUUAAUAUUUUAUCCAUAACGUUGAUUUUCGUCAUUCAUCUUACUAAAUACAGCACGUUUCUCAUCAAAAUCCAAAAUGUGAAAUAUUUGUUGAAUCAACUUGAACGAAUCUGUAGUAAACUAAGGAACAAAAAGGAAAUCGCUAUUAUAGAAAAUAAUGCAGUUGUUAUGAAACGUUAUAUCAUUAUAUUUUCAUUGCUAUCAAUAUCCUACUUAAUUAUGAUUAAUCUCCUGCCAAUGUGGCCGCGCGUGCUUGGUAUCUUCUUGCUUAUAAAUGAUACCCAACCGCGACGAAUCAUGCUGAUCAUGAAUGAAUAUAUUCUCGAUCAAGAAAGGUACUUCUAUGUCAUUCUGCUGCACACAAACGCAACUCUCUGUAUAGGGGCGUUCAUAGUCCUAGCAAUCACAGCAAUGAUCAUGGGAUAUUUGCAGCAUAUCUGCGGAAUGUUCAGAAUAGCCAGUUAUCGUAUAGAACAAGCAAUGGAUAUUAAUGUUUUACAAAAUAUUAGUCCAAAGGAUGAAAUGAUGAUUUGUAAGAAAAUAGUUUAUGCUGUGGACAUUCAUCGCAAAGCUCUUAGCUUUUCCAAAAUCACUAUAUCCACGUUCGAGGGUAUGUUCUUUUUAUUAUUAGUAUUUGGUGUCAGCUGCAUGAGUCUCAAUCUUUAUCGCGUUUUUCAGAUCGUAACGUUUGAAUUCAACAUCGAAGAACUUACGUUACAUAUCACAUUUAUAUUUACCAUUCUUUUAUACAUAUUUUUAAUAAACUAUGCUGCGCAGGAAGUUACGAAUUGCAAUGAGCACGUAUUUGAAACAGCGUACAAUAUGCGUUGGUACGUAACUCCAAUACACAUACAGAAGAUGAUCCUGUUUCUAUUACAAAAUGGCACCAAAGCUUUCACUUUGAAUCUCGGCGGUGUGUUCGUGGGAUCUUUAAAAAGUGCAUUCUCGUUAGCGAGUACCUCCGUAUCUUAUUUCACCGUCCUUUAUUCCACGGCACUAUAACAAGAAUUAUC